AUGUUCCGCCAAGCAAAGCACGACACCAAGAUAAAGGCAUCUCCGAUUCAUCAUCGACUUCCACCCGUCCUCAUCCGCACCCGCCAACCAUCAACACCACCAUCACCCACCGCCGUCGCCGCCGCCGCCGCCAUGUCCACCUUUGGAUACUAUUUCCGGGUCACGACCGCCGGCGAGUCGCACGGCAAGUCCGUCUCGUGCAUAAUAGAGAAUUGUCCGGCCAAGCUCGCGCUCAGCGAGUCGGACAUCCAGCCGCAGCUUGACCGGCGGCGUCCGGGACAGUCGAACAUCACGACGCCGCGCAAGGAAACGGACGAGGUGACGAUCCAUUCCGGCACCGAGAACGGCAUCACCCUCGGCACGCCCAUCCUCCUCACCGUUCCCAACAAGGACCAUCGGCCCGGCGACUACGUCGACCCCGUCCUCGACCUCUACCCGCGUCCGAGCCACGCCGACUGGACGUACCUCGAAAAGUACGGCGUCAAGGCGUCGUCGGGCGGCGGCCGGAGCAGCGCCAGGGAGACCAUCGCCCGCGUCGCCGCCGGCGCCGUCGCCGAGAAGUGGCUCCGCAUCAAGUACGGCGUCGAGAUCGUCGCCUUUGUCACCUCGGUCGGCGACAUCGACCUCUUCGACGGCGCCGAAGCCAUGAGCGCCGACCAGCGCUUCCUCGACCUCGCCGACUCCAUCACGCGCGAGCAAGUUGACAAAUUCCUGCCCGUCCGCUGCCCCGACGAAGCAAUGUCGAGCCGCAUGAAGGAGCGCAUCGAGGAGCUGAAGGCCGCCAACGACAGCACCGGCGGCACCGUCACCUGCGUCAUCCGCAACGCCCCCUCGGGACUCGGCGAGCCCUGCUUCGACAAGCUGCAGGCGACGCUCGGCCACGCCAUGCUCAGCAUCCCCGCCGUCAAGGCCUUUGAGCUCGGCUCCGGAUUCGCCGGCGCCCGCAUGACGGGCAGCAGCCACAACGACCCCUUUGUCGCCGCCGGCCUCGACCAGGCCGCGCUCGACGCCGCCGGCGCCAAGAUGGGCAUCCCGCCCUCGAAGCUGCAUACCAAGACGAACAACUCGGGCGGCAUCCAGGGCGGCAUCUCCAACGGCAUGCCCAUCUUCUUCCGCGUCGCCUUCAAGCCCCCCGCCACCAUCAGCCAGGAUCAGACGACGGCCCAGUACGACGCCGAGGCCGAGGGUGUCCUCACCACCAAAGGCCGCCACGACCCCUGCGUCGUCCCCCGCGCGGUGCCCAUCGUCGAGGCCAUGGCCGCCUUGGCCAUUGCCGACGCCGCCAUGGCUCAGCACGCCCGCCAUAUGAGUCGCCACUGA
Messenger RNA from Drechmeria coniospora, 1320 nucleotides. RefSeq lists its product as uncharacterized. The transcript is spliced from 2 exons. The record is from RefSeq and is a predicted model, not a curated record. Lineage: Eukaryota; Fungi; Ascomycota; Sordariomycetes; Hypocreales; Ophiocordycipitaceae. Gene Ontology annotation, cellular component: cytosol. Gene Ontology annotation, molecular function: chorismate synthase activity; FMN binding. The coding region runs from base 1 to 1320 and encodes 439 amino acids. Gene Ontology annotation, biological process: chorismate biosynthetic process; aromatic amino acid biosynthetic process.